AUGCACUCUCCUUUGGAGCCCACUACCUCAGGCAAGGCCACUGUCACUGCCUUAGAAGCACCUGCCCUCCACUUAACGGGUCAAGAUAACUUUGGCGAAACCAUUCAUGAUGCCCAAGCCGCAACCACAAAGGAACAUUCGAUGACUCUCUGGGAGGGCCUUCGGCUCUAUCCCAAGGCUAUCGGAUGGUCUGUCUUGCUUUCCACUGCUAUUGUGAUGGAAGGCUACGAUGUUGUUCUUAUGGGAUCAUUCUACGCUAUAGAUCCUUUCAACAAAAAGUACGGCGAUCUACAGCCAGAUGGCACAUAUCAGCUCACUGCUCAGUGGCAAUCUGGCCUGUCUAAUGCUAUGGCCGUUGGUUCAUUUAUUGGAUUGUUCAUUACAGGCUUUGUCUCGGAGCGUCUUGGAUAUCGGAAAACGAUGCUGUACGCACUCACCGCUAUCAUUGGUGCAAUCUUUGUUCUCUUCUUCGCUCCAAAUCUUCCAACUCUUCUUGUCGGCGAAAUCCUCAUGGGCCUCCCACUCGGUGUCUUCCAGACGUUGACAGUGACGUAUGCCUCCGAGGUCUGUCCUGUAGUAUUACGAUGCUACUUGACGACAUAUGUCAACCUCUGUUGGGUAAUGGGGCAGCUUAUCGCUUCUGGCGUUCUGCGGGGCCUUAUUACUCGGAGUGAUGAAUGGGCGUACCGCAUUCCCUUCGCAAUCCAAUGGGUAUGGCCAAUUCCCAUUAUCAUCGGAGUGUUUCUAGCCCCAGAGAGCCCAUGGUGGCUUGUACGACAAGGACGCGAGGCCGACGCCGUAACUGCCUUGAAACGGCUGACAAGCAAGUCAGAUGUUGACUUCAAUGCUGAGGAGACUGUCGCGAUGAUGGUCUAUACCAAUGAGCUUGAAAAGGAGAUAGAAGCGGGAACCACAUACCUCGACUGCUUCAAGGGUGUUGAUCUUCGCCGGACAGAGGUCGUUUGCUUUACUUGGGCUGCACAAAACCUCUGUGGUGCUGGUCUCAUGGGCUAUUCGACCUAUUUCUACCUUCAAGCCGGGCUAGCCACCGAGAACGCAUUUAAUAUGGCCCUCGGACAAUAUGCUAUUGGAGUCUUUGGCACGUUGUCUUCUUGGGUCCUCAUGACUCAUUUUGGCCGUCGAUCGCUGUAUGUGGGUGGCCUGUCUAUGCUUUUUGUCCUCCUUCUAGGCAUUGGAUUUGUGUCUCUAGCCGGAACCCACAACAUAGCUGCCUCGUGGGCUACCGGCUCAUUGCUCCUGGUCUACACCUUCAUCUACGAUGCCACAGUUGGACCAGUUUGUUAUUCACUUGUUUCUGAGCUUUCGUCGACCCGCCUUCGCGCCAAGACCAUCGUUCUCUCUCGCAAUCUUUAUAACCUAUUCAGUAUUGUUAACGGUGUCAUCAUCCCGUACAUGCUGAACCCAACUGCUUGGAACUGGCGAGGCAAAGCCGGUUUCUUCUGGGCUUGCUUUUGUUUCCUUUGUGUCAUCUGGACUUACUUUCGCCUGCCAGAACCGAAGGGCCGCACCUAUGCAGAGCUUGAUGUACUCUUCCAACAAGGCGUCAGCGCCAGGAAGUUCAGGCAAACAAAGGUGGACCCAUUCCACCAUGGUCUUGGCGGUAAUGAUGAGAAGCCGGAGAAGGUGGAACUUUAG
Fusarium sp. VM40 is the source of this 1656-nucleotide messenger RNA. The record is from the annotation of a GenBank genome assembly. NCBI's taxonomy places the organism in Eukaryota, Fungi, Ascomycota, Sordariomycetes, Hypocreales, Nectriaceae.